This is a messenger RNA of Bombina bombina (fire-bellied toad), 2049 nucleotides long. It is a transcript of the gene KNOP1, whose product is annotated as lysine rich nucleolar protein 1. The record is from RefSeq and is a predicted model, not a curated record. The transcript is spliced from 5 exons. NCBI's taxonomy places the organism in Eukaryota, Metazoa, Chordata, Amphibia, Anura, Bombinatoridae. The coding region runs from base 76 to 1641 and encodes 521 amino acids.
GUUCAGUGUGGCCGACACGCGGAAGUUGACUUCCGGGCCAGGAGUAGGAAGCAGCACGUGAGAAAUAGAAUUAAAAUGACUAAAGCUGAUAAAAAGGUACUUGGCAAGAAUUUGAAAGAGAAAAAUAAAAAAAAGCAACUCUGCGUUGUAGAUGGAGAAUCUCAAGAAAAAACAAAAAGUAAAAGUAAAAAACAUAAUAUUGCACUGGAAGAAAAUGUAAUUUUACAACCUGAGUCAGGAGAUGAUCAUAUUGUUUUCAAGAAAAAGGAAAAAAGGAAAGGAAAGAUCCAAGCUGAGACGGAACUGACCAUCCCGAACAGUGACAAUGUCAUAAAUCCAGGUGGCGUCAACGUCAAGAAGAAAAAGAAAAAAGUUUCUUUGCCUGAUGAAGAAAAUGCUCAUCAGUUAACCCUGGAGACUUCCAGACUAAACACUAUUGAUGAUACGGUUGUUCCUGAUAAACAAGAGAAAAAGAAGCAUAGAAAGAAAGACAUUGAAGACCCUACUUCUACCGACGAGUCUCUGUCAACCAAAGACAUGAAGAAAAGAAAGAAAAAAGAUGUCCCUGUGCCUAUAAAGGAAGAUGACCCUACACCAGCCAGUACAGUUUGUAUUGAUGAUACGUUGGGAAAGAAAAAGAGGCGAAAGGAAGAGAUUUCCACUAAUGGAAAAAGCGUUUGUCAAACUGAAGAUACUAGGACGGAUGCUUCGGACAAUGUUUGUAUUAGUUCUGGUUCCGAUAAAGUAAAGAAAAAGAAAAAAAAGGUAAAGUUUCUCAACAAUGAUGAAGAUGAACCUUGUGGUGUCUCAGAGAAUAAUGUAAACUUUCAAGAAACAGAAUCUGUCUGUGAUCCAAAUAAAACCGACUUUGAACAGGUACAGCAAGAUCAUCUAGAUACAAAGUCCAAGGAGGUUUCGAAAAAAAAGAAAAAGCGACAUAUGACAAAAGAAGAAUCCGAUUUACCGAUAGCUUAUGAGUCUGUACAAGAUGACAGCGGCAACAAGGAGAGGAAAGAAAAAACGAAGAAGAAAAAAAAGAACAGAGAAUUAGUGGAAGAUCUUCAGAAUGCAGAAAAGGAUCAUGCAGAUGAGGCCGACGUUCCUAAAAAGAAGAAAAAAAGAAAAAACGAAAUAGAAAGUGCAGAAAAAAUAAAACCACCCAAAAAGAAAAAAAGAAAUGUUUUGGAAAACAACGAAGUUACUGAGGGAAAACAAGAUGAAGAGUUUGUACCUGAGAAGAAAGCCGCUUCUGUCAAAAUACCUAUUGAUACGGUCAAGAGACAAGCUCUGCAAGACGACAUUGAUAGAGAGUCAGGAAAAAUCAAGGAUGCAAGGUUUGGUCAGUGGGACACAGCUUCGUUUCAGUGCUCUGAACAAAAAGACAAGUUUCUUAGACUUUUGGGUGGAUUCAAAAAGGGAAACCAAGCCGCCUUCACAAAGUCACCAAGCCAACAAAAAGCAAAUAUGGCUCUGGGCAAGACUGAAGAGACGGCCCUAAAUAGGAACCUGCAGGAAGAGUUUGACAAGGCCCUCAACUGGAAACAGAGCAGAGGAUCUGGCCUGGGCUUCCAGCCUCCUGCCCCAAAGAAGACAUUCUUCAUUGACAAAACUGCAUCUAAAUCCAUAAAGUUUGAUGACUAAUCUGAAAACAACAGCCACCCAAGCAGUGUUGGUCUAUUCUGCAUCUUGACCCUUUUUACUGCCAAACAAGGACCUCUUUGGGAACCAAGGGUUAAACAUUUUAUAUUCAGAUGUUGUUAUUAUUAGACAUUUUUCAUGCAUAGAAGUGAAUACCAUUUGUAGUGUUAUCCAGUUGUAAAAAAUAAUAUUCUGGAUAUCAAAAAAAAAGGUUUAAACAUUUUGUACGUUUUAUAUUCCAGUAUACCAGUUUGAUAUGUAUGAAACUAUAAAUAAUAAUUAGAAUGUGCUUUAGUUUCUUUAUUAUAAGUCAUGAAUAAUAUAAAUCUCAAAAUGUGGUUAAGAGUUUGGCACUUGCCCUUCUUCAGAGAUGAUCUAUGUACAGAUGACAUUAAAACACAGUUCUGGAUA